UCGAUUUUUGCAAAGUUCUACAUCCUUUUCAAGAUCCAUUACAGUGUUCUCUUUGGUUAUUGUUUGGGGGUUCUUGUCUUGCAAACGCCCUAUUUUCUCCGAGUUUUUGUUAUUAAAUUACUGAGAAUUGAAGAUGGCGAUCUCUACAUCUCACCUGUUAAGGCAAGUGCAGGAAGCUCAAGAGUUUGACCGUGACGCUUUGUUUCGCUACGCCUCUGCUAAUGUCGCUGGUUUCCCUGCCUCUCCCUCCACUUUCAUUGUCAAACAGUUUGGGCAUGGACAAUCGAACCCCACGUUUCUUUUAGAAGCGGCAACCGGAGUUUCUGUAAAACGGUACGUUUUGAGGAAGAAGCCUCCUGGCAAAUUGCUCCAGUCUGCCCAUGCCGUGGACAGAGAGUAUCUGGUUCUGCGGGCGCUGGGUGAACACACACAAGUUCCGGUUCCUAAAGUAUUCUGUUUGUGUACGGAUCCAAAAGUGAUUGGAACUGCAUUUUACAUUAUGGAAUAUUUGGAAGGACGCGUUUUUAUAGACCCCAAGCUACCGGGCGUGGCACCUGAGAGGAGGGGGGCAAUAUAUCGAGAAACUGCCAGAGCGUUGGCUGCUUUACAUUCCGUUGAUGUGGAUGCUAUUGGACUUGGGAAAUAUGGGCGGCGAUAUAACUAUUGUAAACGACAGGUAGAGAGAUGGACUAGACAAUACAUUGCAUCAACUGGUGAGGGUAAGUCUCCGAGGAAUCCAAAGAUGUUGGAGCUCUCUGAUUGGUUGCUGCAACAUAUUCCCUCUGAAGAUUCUUCAGGAGCAUCAGCAGGCCUUGUUCAUGGAGACUUUCGCAUUGAUAAUGUUGUAUUUCAUCCCACUGAGGAUAGGGUGAUUGGUGUUCUUGACUGGGAAUUGUCCACUCUUGGUAACCAGAUGAGUGAUGUUGCAUACAGCUGUUUGGCUUAUAUUGUCGAUGUUAACCUUGAUAAUCAACAAUUGGAAAAAGGCUUUGAACUUACUGGAGUUCCGGAAGGGAUUCCUUCACAGGCAGAGUAUCUGGCGGAAUACUGCUGUGCAUCUGGAACACUAUGGCCAGCCAACGUAUGGAAGUUCUAUGUUGCAUUUGCUAUGUUCCGAGGGGCAUCUAUCUAUGCUGGGAUACAUAGUCGAUGGAUUGUGGGUAAUGCUACAGGAGGUGAGCGUGCCCGAAAUGCAGGAAAUCUUGCUAAUGGUCUUAUAGACUCUGCAUGGGAUUUUAUUGCGAGAAAAUCUGUGCUGCCUCUUCAACCUCCAUCAGAUCCAAUAGCACAGGAUAACAUAAAACGAUUUGGUGGGGAGAAUGAAGUUCAAGGCCUGUCAGAAGUUAAUGGGAGGUUUGUUCCCAGCAAAAAGGUGGUUGAAUUGAGGAAAAAAUUAAUCAAGUUUAUGGAAGAUCACAUUUACCCGAUGGAAAAUGAGUUCUACAAGCUUGCCCAGUCUUCAUCACGUUGGACAGUGCACCCAGGGGAGGAGAGGCUGAAGGAACUGGCAAAGAAAGAAGGGCUAUGGAACUUAUGGAUACCUUUUGAUAGUGCUGAAAGAGCAAGAAAACUGAUCAUUGAUGGAAGAAGUUAUGCUGUCUCCAAUGAUGCCCAUGAUCAAUUACUUGGUGCAGGCCUCUCAAACCUUGAAUAUGGAUACCUUUGUGAGAUCAUGGGUCGUUCUGUUUGGGCUCCACAGGUGUUCAAUUGUGGUGCACCUGACACUGGAAAUAUGGAGGUAUUGCUAAGAUAUGGGAACAAAGAACAACUGCUUGAAUGGCUUGUACCCAUUCUUGAAGGGAAGAUUCGUUCUGGAUUUGCAAUGACAGAACCACAAGUUGCAUCAUCUGAUGCUACAAAUAUUGAGUGUUCUAUUAGAAGGCAAGGGGAUUCCUAUAUCAUCAAUGGGAACAAGUGGUGGACAAGUGGAGCUAUGGAUCCAAGGUGUAGACUUCUUAUAGUAAUGGGAAAAACUGACUUCACCACUGCUAAGCAUAAGCAGCAAUCCAUGAUCUUGGUGGAUAUUCAGACUCCAGGCAUACACAUAGAGAGACCACUCAUGGUCUUUGGCUUUGAUGAUGCACCUCAUGGUCAUGCUGAAAUUUCAUUUGAAAAUGUACGCGUGCCUGCAAAAAAUAUCCUCCUGGGAGAAGGACGUGGAUUUGAGAUUGCUCAGGGUAGACUGGGCCCGGGAAGAUUGCAUCAUUGCAUGAGAUUGAUAGGUGCUGCUGAGCGUGGAAUGCAAUUGAUGGUUGAAAGGGCUCUCAGUAGAAGAGCAUUUGGAAAAUUGAUUUCUGAACAUGGUUCAUUUCGUUCAGACAUUGCCAAGUGUCGAGUGGAGUUAGAGAAAACGAGAUUGUUGGUUUUGGAGGCAGCGGACCAGCUUGAUCGACUUGGGAAUAAGAAGGCCCGUGGGACUAUUGCAAUGGCCAAGGUAGCAGCUCCAAACAUGGCACUCAUGGUGCUUGACAUGGCAAUGCAAGUGCAUGGUGCAGCUGGUCUAUCAUCUGACACCGUUUUGUCACAUCUUUGGGCUACAGCUAGAACUUUGAGAAUUGCAGAUGGUCCUGACGAAGUCCACUUGGGUACCAUUGCCAAGUUGGAAUUGCAGAGAGCUAAGCUUUGAAAACUUUGGAGUAAUUAGCUCUUUUUUUUUUUUUAAUUAAUUGAAGAUAAAAGAGGGCAAAAAAUAAGUUACAACAAAAAAAAAAAUCUGAUUUGAGAGAUAAAUGGUGGAUCUUUGUAAUUACUAAUAAGUUCCAAACAUUUCUUUGAUGUGUAAAAGAGGAGAAUAAUGGCGAUACCUCAAUAGCAUAUAAUUAAUCUUCAAUUUGAUCU
Molecule: messenger RNA, 2838 nt
Organism: Hevea brasiliensis (rubber tree)
Lineage: Eukaryota; Viridiplantae; Streptophyta; Magnoliopsida; Malpighiales; Euphorbiaceae
Product: probable acyl-CoA dehydrogenase IBR3
Exons: 17
Coding region: 134-2626 (830 amino acids)
Molecular function (GO): flavin adenine dinucleotide binding; oxidoreductase activity, acting on the CH-CH group of donors
Source: RefSeq, a predicted model, not a curated record